CAAAUUCCACACAGUCCAGCUCCCUGCAGUCAUUAUGGCUAAAGGGAAACGAAGAAAGAAGCCCCUCAGCAGCAUGACUAUGCUGAAAGAGGACCUUCGAGCGGAGGAGAAGAGCUCCCUUGAAGAUGGCACAGUGUUCUCAAAGUCCCUUGGGAAAGCUGAAAAGGUGAGCAAGCUAUGCGAAGCCCCUAACUGUGCCCAUGCCGCCAUCUGUUCUGUCUUUGCAAGAAACGAAGAGGACUUCAUAGAUGGUGAUGAACCAGAAGAAGGCACUCCCUACCGUGCAUGUGCCCUCCACUCUGACAAACAAGUUAAGACCUUCCGAGGAAUGAAAAUCCUCAGUAAGGUUGAGGAAAUAGUAUCCGACGAAGAGGAAUCCUCUUCAGACAAGUCAGAGGAUAUGACUGAAACCCAGGAUAUUAGCUCACUCCCAACAGUAGCU
This is a messenger RNA of Paraglomus brasilianum, 442 nucleotides long. NCBI's taxonomy places the organism in Eukaryota, Fungi, Glomeromycota, Glomeromycetes, Paraglomerales, Paraglomeraceae. The record is from the annotation of a GenBank genome assembly.